Messenger RNA from Schistosoma intercalatum, 3179 nucleotides. The record is from the annotation of a GenBank genome assembly. NCBI's taxonomy places the organism in Eukaryota, Metazoa, Platyhelminthes, Trematoda, Strigeidida, Schistosomatidae.
GGUAGACGCGGGUUUUUGGUCACGACCGGUACCUCAUGGAAUCCCUAGUUAAGAAGACGUGCUAUGAGUUAAAGGAUCACGGAGUGCUCCACCACCAUGGUGCAGAAGAUCGUUGGAGCCUAAGUGUAUUUAAGAAAAAAUUCCACGUGGAAAUUAUUCGUCAUGGCGAGGAGUCUGAUACAAUGGAAUUCGAUAUGAUUAAUUUGGAUUGCUCCUUCGCUAAUGCAGUUCGGCGAAUUUUGGUCUCUGAAGUUCCUUCUCUCGCAAUAGAAAGGGUCUAUGUUUCUCAGAACACGAGUAUCAUGCCGGACGAGGUUAUGUGUCAUCGCCUUGGCUUAAUCCCACUCGCUGUUGACCCCAAAUAUUUUUUGUUCCCUACAAGAAAGCCUCCUGCUUCCGACGACCUAUCAGGGUUUGACCCUAAAGAACACCUAGUAUAUGAUAUGCGCGUUGGUUUCACACAUUCUAGCAAAGAUUCCCAUAAUAAAUCUGGAAAAGAUAAGGAUGACACUUUACCUGUGGCUCAGUAUUUACCAGUGUACAGUUCGGAUCUCAAGUGGAUACCACUAACUGGUCAGGAGGAUCAUUUUAAUAUCAAUAAUCCUCCUAUCCCAGUAUCAUCAACAAUACUUAUCAAUAAAUUAGCUCUUGGUGAUGAAAUCGAAGCUCGAUGUGUUGCAGUGAAAGGAAUUGGUCGGGAUCAUGCUAAAUUUUCACCCGUUGCAGCAGCUUAUUAUAAAUUUCAUCCAAUUAUCAAACUUCUUCGUACAAUUGAAGGAGAACAGGCAGUUAAGUUGCAAAAAAGUUUUGCAUCUGGUGUGAUUGGAAUAAACUCAAAAACUGGUCAAGCCUUUGUCGAUAAUGCUCGUUUAGAUAAUGGUUCUCGAGAACAUAUGCGUCAUCCUGAAUUCCGUGACGAUGUUAUUUUCGUUGGGAUGGAUUCAUCACAUUGUAUUUUCACUGUUGAAACGAUAGCUCCUGGUAGCCGCCCUCCAUCAUCAUUAGUCCGUUGUGCUUUAGGUGUUAUGAUUAGCAAAUGUUCACAUUAUAUGGCUGUUACAGAAACACCUGGUUUUGGAGAUCACGUUGAGGAGUGUAAACCACUCAUUGAUAUACCUAAAGAUAACACUGAAAGUCAUACAACUGAAAAAAAUCUAUUAUUUCCUAAAGGUAAUCGUAGUCAUCUAAAUGGACGUGAAGUUGGGCUUGAAGUAGUGCAUAUCACACACGACAAAUCACGUGCAACAUUUACUUUCUUUGGAGAAGAUCAUACAUUAGGUUUAGCGCUUAGAUAUUGCAUUCUACGAGAGUAAGUCUCCUGGUAUACUCGUCAUAUUUUUUUCAUUUGUACUGUUUUGUCAGUAUGCGUAUUGAAUUUUUAUAAUAUAACUAUAGGCUGUUCUAUGAGUAUUUUAUUCAUAUCAGUGUUGUUAAUCAUCGUUAAUAGAAGAUCUUGACACGAAUGUGUAUCAGCCUAAGUUGCUACAUUUUACAUCAGCAAAGAAGAGAAAAUCAUAUAUACUAUAACGGAAAUCUAAAUAUGAGAAAUCCACUGCAUGAGGAACAAAUAAAAUUAAAGAAUGGAAAGUCAAGAAUAAUACUCAGUAUUCAGAAAAUAGAAAGUUCAUGUAGCUACGUUAUAGUGUAUGCUAAUUAUUCUGACAGAUAAACAGUAUGUAGAAGCAAUCGGAAGUAGAAUGUCUUUCAACAGAAAAUUGGACAGGAUGGGAAUCAGAGAGCAACUGUAAUAACAACAGAAUUGGAAGAAUCAUGAAGCAUUUAAAGGGCGAUUGAAGGAAGAUGUGUAAAUAAUGUAUUUAACGUAUGGGUUUUUUUCAUAUUUUAUGACGACACUAUAAUUUUGCAUGGAAAAAAAUAAAUUCGUUUUCUCCACCUCCGUUUUAAGCCAUGCCACCUGUCUGCAAACAUAAAUCAUGACAAUUUCUCAUGUCUCCAAUCAAUAAGUCCACACUUGCUGACGUAGUUCAGUCUAGAUAACCAGGUUUAGAUCCUGUGGUAGAUUAUGCUGUGGUCGUGAGCUAGUAAUAUUCAGAAAACGGAUAUUCAUGGAAUAAUGAAUAGUUUCGAUAAAGAAUCUGCUCCAAGUGUUCGUAUAUUUUGUAGAAUACAUGUAAAUCAAGAUCAUAACUGUAUAUUUGAGUAAUGUGUAAUUCUACCUUCAUAAACUGGUUUCUAUUCAAAAACAACUGAGCUUUCAAUGAACAAUAAACUACUUCUAUACUCUGUUAGCGUGGCAUGUCAGUACAGUGUUUAUUAUCAAGCUAUUCGGUUAAUUAAAAAAGCGAUAUUAGUUAGUAAAGACAGGACUUUCGAAAUUAAGAGUUUGACUGUUACACCCUACCCCCUCAAUAGGUCAAUCUUAACGCACUGAUUACAAAACCUGAAGAUCACGUAGUUAAUGUCCUAAAUGAUGAAUAUUAUUUACUCCUAGUUUUCACUAAUUCCUCGAAUUGUGGAAUAUCUGUUUGAUUUCCAAAUCCGAUUUCCGAUACUAUAUAACUAAUUUUGUUAAUCAUAAAGAAACCAAAUAGUACAACAAACUGUAAAAAUCUAUAUCACCAAACUUCGUCUAUGAUGGUCAACAGUAGCAUGUUCAUGUGCCAUCAGGUUUUUAGGUUCUGUUGUAUAGAUGAUGAACAAACUGCAAAUCAGUAGAUAGAAUUUUGACAGAUUUUAGCUGUCAUUCAAAUAAUGUGGUUCUGUACAAGGAAUUAUGUCUUUUUUAUUCGUCUUCUUUAAACAACUUGAUCUAAUGGUAUUUUAUGAUGUCUUUUUAAGUUUCAGUUAUACUACAUAGUUUAAUAUGUUUCACUCUCCUUCUAUUCCAGUGAGUCAGUUAGCUUUUGCGGUUAUUGUGUACCCCAUCCUUUAGAGGAUAUGAUUAAUUUCGACAUUCAAAUGAAAAAAGGUUCAGCUAUCGAUGCUCUACGAAAUGGUCUCCAAUGUCUACGGGAUUGUUUUCAACAUAUGAAGCAAACAUUCAUAUCAGCAAUGAAAAUUUCAAGAAGUACUAGAAAAUCAUCAUAAUGAGUUGUUUUUCUUCUUUUCAAUUGUAUAUUUUCGUCUCGAUUUUGUUAGACUAUUUCUAAUACUGUUGCAAAAACAGAAACUGUACAAAAACAAUUCAAAAGUCGAGAAAAUUAUAAUACUAAUAACGA